ACUUGAAUUCGCCCACCAAAAAAAACUUUUACACCUUUGGGCUAUGCUGAGUGCUUGCCCAAUAUAAAAGUAACAGAAAAGCCCAAAAAGUUUUCUUGGGCCUGGACAUGUUGACUUCUUUUCCUCCAUUCCGAUAUUUCUUAACAGAAACGGACUAGUCCAACCACAAUUCCCCCAACCUUCGGAUCUUCAGACGUCCUAUGUUGGAAUGUUUCUUUCAACAGUUUUAGUGCUUUCAUCUUCCUCCACUAACAACGCUUAAUCUUCUCCACACUCUUGCUCAAUCUUCUUCUUCACAAACCCAACUGCACAUUCUCUUCUCUCAUGUCAGGUUUAGCUUCUAGACCAGAAUGGGUGUAAGUGGAAAAUCACGCAGCAACAAGCGAUCCUCUUCGCAUGCUUCCACCAUAACCACCGUCAUCUUUAUAGCAUUAUGCGUUCUAGCAGUAUGGAUGCUUACCUCCAACUCCGUCACGCCUCCGCAGACCACCACUGCUCACACGACCACUGCUAUUGACACCACCACCAACAAUGCCUUCUUAUCUUCAAACGAACAACCAAAAGGGGAAGAGAAACCCGUUUUUGAAGAUAAUCCCGGCACCCUUCCCGACGAUGCCAUCAAACCAGAUGACAAUAAAUCCCACAGUGACCAUCAGAAAGACAAAGCAAUCGGUAGGGUCAGUGAGUCCGAGGGUGUGGUGAGAGAAGAGCAUGCCCAAGGUUUUCAAGGUGGGGAAUCAACAAAAGAGCAGGAGAACCAGAAAGAUGAUCAUCAGUUAUCGGAGGAAAGCAUACUGACUCAAAAUCAGCAAUCUGCGCAAACUAGCCAGGAACAAUCCCAGAGUGAAGAAAUCCUGCAACUAAAAAGUGAGGAAACAAACAGAAAUAAAGAUGAACAGAGUACGGAACAGCAACAGGAUGAGAACCAUACUGAGUCACUGAAUCAAAUAUCAGAAGAAAAUCAACAACUAGGCAAGCAACAAGAGCUGGAAAACGAUGAAGGGACGAAGGAUUCUAAAAACAAGAAAUUGAAAGACGAUAAGAAGCAGCAUCGACGACAAAAGCAGCAUCAAAUAACAGAAGAAGGUGAACAAAAGAGAAUUGAACAACAGACUCUGGAACGACAACCAACACAAGAGAUUUCUGCCACCACGUUUCCCGAUGAAACCCGAGACGCACAGACAGAGUUGGCAGGCGUUAAACAGUCUGGUAGCCAGAGAACAUCCGUGUUACCCGCACACGACCAUGAUUUUCUGCAACAACAGACAAGUGAUAAAGAGACCAAAAACCAGGGUCCAAAUCCAGAAACCCAAAAGCGUAACCCUCUAAAGGAAGAGAAAUCAACGGAGUCAAACACCGGCAAGUCAUUAGCAUCGGGAAUACCAAAAGAGUCAACGGAGUCGAAGAAGUCCUGGGCGACUCAGGCCACUCAGUCAAAGAAUGAGAAAGAGAGACAGAAAGAUGAUGAAUCAGGCGGUGGACAGAGCAUGUUCGGGUACACAUGGCAGCUGUGCAAUGUGACUGCAGGUCCUGAUUACAUCCCUUGUUUGGACAACGAGAUGGCGUUGAGACAUUUGCACAACACUAAACAUUUCGAGCACCGUGAGCGGCACUGCCCUGAGGAAGGGCCACCGUGCUUGGUUCCAGUACCCCAGUUAUACAAAAGGUCCUUCAAGUGGCCUGAGAGCAGAGACAAGAUAUGGUACCAUAAUGUUCCACACACGAAGCUGGCUGUGGUGAAGGGGCACCAGAACUGGGUUAAAGUAAGUGGUGAGUUGAUAACGUUCCCUGGUGGUGGCACCCAGUUCAUCCAUGGUGCUCUCCAUUACAUUGAUUUUCUUCAAGAGUCUGUGUCCGGAAUUGGAUGGGGAAAGCACACUAGAGUUAUCCUGGAUGUAGGCUGUGGUGUUGCCAGCUUUGGUGGUUAUCUCUUUGAAAGAGAUGUUCUUACAAUGUCAUUCGCACCGAAAGAUGAGCACGAGGCUCAGGUACAGUUUGCACUUGAAAGAGGAAUUCCUGCAUUAUCUGCCGUCAUGGGUUCCCAGCGUUUGCCUUUCCCGAGCAGGGUCUUUGAUCUUGUGCACUGUGCGCGUUGCAGAGUGCCUUGGCACAAUGAAGGUGGUCUGCUUCUGCUAGAACUGAAUCGUGUUCUAAGACCAGGAGGCUACUUUGUCUGGUCAGCAACACCUGUCUACCAGAAACUUAAACAGGAUGUCGAAAUCUGGGAAGCAAUGACAUCACUGACUGCGUCAAUGUGUUGGGAGCUGGUGACCAUCAGGAAGGACGAAUUGAAUUCUGUUGGAGCAGCUAUCUAUCGUAAACCCACUUCAAAUGAAUGCUAUGGUAAAAGACAGGAGAAGAUUCCUCCAAUGUGUAAGAGCGAUGAUGAUCCAAAUGCUGCCUGGUAUGUACCUCUGCAGGCAUGCAUGCACCGCGUGCCUGUUGAUAAGGCUGAGAGAGGGACAAGAUGGCCAAUGAAUUGGCCGCAGCGACUGAAGAAACCUCCUUACUGGUUGAACAGCUCUCAGAUGGGAAUUUAUGGUAAACCAGCUCCCCAAGAUUUUGCAACAGAUUAUGAACACUGGAAAGGAGUGGUGAGCAAUUUAUAUAUGAGUGGACUGGGUAUCGACUGGUCUGAAGUAAGGAACAUCAUGGACAUGAGAGCUGUUUAUGGAGGGUUUGCAGCAGCUUUGAGGGAGCUUAAAGCGUGGGUCUUAAAUGUGGUGAACAUAGAUUCUCCCGACACCCUUCCCAUAAUCUAUGAGCGAGGUCUUUUUGGGAUAUACCACGACUGGUGUGAGUCCUUCAGCACAUACCCAAGAUCAUACGACCUCCUGCAUGCAGAUCAUCUUUUCUCUAAGCUUAAAAAGAGGUGCAAACUUGUUCCUGUGAUGGCAGAGGUUGAUAGAAUGCUCAGACCUGGAGGGAAAUUGAUUGUGCGCGAUGAAUCCACCAGUAUUGGUGAAGUUGAAAUCUUGUUGAAGUCUCUGCACUGGGAGGUUCAUUUCACCUUUUCCAAAGACAAAGAAGGAAUACUCAGUGCCCAGAAAGGUGAUUGGCGGCCAGAUACUUACCAAGCUUCCUCAUAGCCCUUGUGAGAACAGGAAUGAACUGCUAUUGCCUGCCUACACAACAUUUCAGCAAAUCAUAUAUGAAAGUGGCAUUAUCAUCAGUAUAACAUAUAUAAUACCUUCUGUUAUUGCUGCUUGAAUGUUAAACACUGAGCCUGAGGAGUACGAUAAGUACUGUAACUGGCCAAAACAGCCAGAAUAUUUCCUUACAACCCUAAAUGCAAGUACAAUAGUCUUUCAGCCAAAAAUUUCCCUUUGAAUUAUGAUCA
Molecule: messenger RNA, 3340 nt
Organism: Rubroshorea leprosula
Lineage: Eukaryota; Viridiplantae; Streptophyta; Magnoliopsida; Malvales; Dipterocarpaceae
Source: the annotation of a GenBank genome assembly